CCGGGAGCCGCCUGAGGAGGAGCGGCGCAGGGGAUGCGGCUGUGGUGGCGGCGGCGGCGGCCGAGCGCUGGGGGCGGCUGUGGCGGCGGAGGGGGGCGCGGGCCGGCGAUGGCGCGGCGGCCCUGAGGGCGCGGGGCGGGCGGCGGCCGGAGGGCGGGCGGCGCGGGAGGAAGCGGCGGCGGUGGCUCCAUGGCCCGGGCGCGCUGAGGGACCCGGCUCUCGCCUCAGCCCGGCGGCGGCGGCGGCGGCGGCCGAACAAUGAAGCUCCUGAAGCCGACCUGGGUCAACCACAAUGGCAAGCCGAUUUUUUCAGUUGAUAUUCACCCUGACGGGACCAAGUUUGCAACUGGAGGACAAGGGCAGGAUUCUGGGAAGGUUGUGAUCUGGAAUAUGUCUCCAGUCCUCCAGGAGGAUGAUGAGAAGGAUGAAAAUAUUCCCAAGAUGCUUUGCCAGAUGGACAAUCACUUAGCAUGUGUGAACUGUGUGCGGUGGUCAAACAGUGGGAUGUAUUUAGCUUCUGGGGGAGAUGACAAACUGAUUAUGGUGUGGAAGCGGGCUACGUACAUCGGCCCCAGCACCGUGUUCGGCUCUAGUGGUAAGCUUGCCAAUGUGGAGCAGUGGCGGUGUGUCUCCAUCCUCCGGAAUCAUUCAGGUGAUGUGAUGGAUGUAGCAUGGUCUCCCCAUGAUGCCUGGCUAGCCUCGUGCAGUGUGGAUAACACUGUCGUCAUCUGGAAUGCUGUAAAGUUCCCAGAAAUUCUAGCUACUCUGAGAGGUCAUUCUGGCUUGGUCAAAGGGUUGACGUGGGACCCUGUUGGUAAAUACAUAGCCUCUCAAGCUGAUGACCGCAGCCUAAAGGUGUGGAGGACACUGGAUUGGCAGCUGGAGACCAGCAUCACCAAGCCUUUUGAUGAGUGUGGAGGAACGACACAUGUGUUGCGGCUCAGCUGGUCACCUGAUGGGCAUUACCUGGUAUCUGCCCAUGCCAUGAACAACUCAGGCCCCACUGCCCAGAUCAUUGAACGGGAGGGAUGGAAGACCAACAUGGACUUUGUAGGGCACCGGAAAGCUGUGACUGUCGUGAAAUUCAACCCAAAAAUCUUCAAAAAGAAGCAGAAGAAUGGGAGUUCUACGAAGCCCAGCUGCCCAUACUGCUGCUGCGCUGUUGGCAGCAAGGACCGCUCGCUUUCUGUCUGGCUCACAUGUCUGAAACGGCCGCUGGUGGUCAUCCAUGAACUGUUUGACAAAUCCAUCAUGGACAUUUCCUGGACUCUGAAUGGGCUUGGCAUCUUGGUGUGCUCCAUGGAUGGCUCUGUGGCAUUCCUUGACUUCUCCCAGGAUGAGCUUGGAGAUCCCCUAAGCGAGGAGGAGAAGAGCCGCAUUCACCAGUCCACCUAUGGCAAGAGCCUGGCCAUCAUGACUGAGGCCCAGCUCUCCACAGCUGUUAUUGAGAACCCUGAGAUGCUCAAGUACCAGCGGAGGCAGCAGCAGCAGCAGCUGGAUCAGAAAAGUGCCUCCACCAGGGAGACAGGCUCAGCCACCUCAGUUGCAGGCGUCGUCAACGGGGAGAGUCUUGAAGAUAUUAGGAAGAAUCUUUUGAAGAAGCAAGUUGAGACUCGGACGGCAGAUGGUCGGAGAAGAAUCACACCUCUCUGCAUAGCACAGCUGGACACUGGGGACUUCUCCACGGCAUUCUUUAACAGCAUCCCCCUCUCGGGCUCCCUGGCGGGUACCAUGCUCUCUUCUCAUAGCAGUCCACAGCUACUGCCACUGGACUCCAGUACCCCUAACUCCUUCGGCGCCUCGAAGCCUUGUACAGAGCCUGUGGUGGCUGCCAGUGCCAGACCUGCGGGCGAUUCUGUCAAUAAGGACAGUAUGAAUGCUACCUCUACUCCUGCUGCAUUGUCACCUUCUGUGUUAACGACCCCGUCCAAGAUUGAACCCAUGAAAGCGCUUGACUCCCGGUUCACAGAGCGGUCCAAAGCCACGCCAGGUGCUCCUGCCCUGACCAGUGUGACCCCAACAGCCAUGGAAAGGUUAAAAGAGCAGAACCUUGUGAAAGAGCUAAGGCCGCGAGACCUCCUGGAGAGCAGCAGUGACAGUGAUGAUAAGGUCCCUUUGACUAAGCCUUCCUCAUUGUCCAAGCGAAAACUUGAGCUUGAGGUAGAAACGGUAGAGAAGAAGAAGAAAGGGCGGCCUCGGAAGGACUCUCGUCUCAUGCCCGUGUCUCUGUCUGUCCAGUCUCCAGCUACCCUAACUGCAGAAAAGGAGGCCAUGUGUCUGUCUGCACCAGCACUUGCACUGAAGCUGCCAAUUCCAGGCCCCCAGAGAGCAUUCACCCUCCAGGUCAGCUCCGAUCCCUCCAUGUACAUUGAGGUGGAGAAUGAAGUGACAGUGGUGGGGGGCGUGAAGCUGAGCCGCCUGAAGUGCAACCGGGAAGGGAAGGAGUGGGAGACGGUGCUCACCAGCCGGAUCCUCACUGCUGCAGGCAGCUGUGACGUGGUGUGUGUCGCCUGUGAAAAAAGGAUGCUGUCAGUGUUCUCCACCUGUGGUCGCCGUCUCCUCUCUCCUAUCCUCCUGCCGUCCCCGAUCUCUACUUUGCAUUGCACAGGCUCCUACGUCAUGGCACUCACUGCUGCAGCCACACUGUCCGUCUGGGAUGUUCAUAGACAGGUGGUUGUGGUGAAAGAAGAGUCUCUACACUCCAUCUUGGCAGGAAGUGAUAUGACGGUAUCACAGAUCUUGCUGACGCAGCAUGGAAUCCCAGUAAUGAACUUGUCCGAUGGGAAGGCGUACUGCUUUAAUCCGUCACUUUCUACAUGGAACCUGGUUUCUGACAAGCAGGACUCACUGGCUCAGUGUGCGGACUUUAGGAGCAGCCUGCCAUCCCAGGACGCCAUGCUGUGCUCAGGACCAUUAGCCAUAAUCCAGGGCCGCACCUCCAACUCGGGAAGGCAGGCUGCCCGGCUCUUCUCCGUGCCUCAUGUGGUGCAGCAAGAAACCACCCUGGCCUACCUAGAGAACCAGGUGGCAGCAGCACUCACCCUGCAGUCCAGCCACGAGUACCGCCAUUGGCUCCUCCUCUACGCACGGUACCUUGUAAAUGAAGGGUUUGAAUACCGACUUCGAGAAAUAUGCAAGGACUUACUGGGUCCGGUUCACUACUCCACUGGAAGCCAGUGGGAGUCAACAGUAGUGGGUCUGCGGAAGAGGGAGCUGCUGAAGGAGCUGCUGCCAGUCAUUGGGCAGAACAUCCGAUUCCAGCGCCUCUUCACCGAGUGUCAGGAACAGCUCGACAUCCUGAGGGACAAGUAAACUGCUCCGGCCUACCCUGGCUGCAGCAAGGGCAGGGCCACACUCUUGCCGCUGAUGACACGCAGGGCCUCCUCUCACCUGGCCAGGCUGCAGGGGAAGAAGACACUGGCAGGAGAUGUGCUGUCCUGCACCAGCGCCAGCCCAGCUCUCUGGGCAGAUGUGCCCUGUGUCCUGGGCCUGACGUUGCCUCUGGAGGGGAAAGCUCGUUCCUCCCUCCAGGCCCCCUAUGCGGAGCUGGGGCUGGAGCUCUGCCCAGGUGCCCUGGGGCCAGCAAGGCAUUCCCAGGCCUGCUGUCUCCAGCACGGCCCCAAGGUGGACACUAGCCCCUGCUGCUGCAGGCGCUGUGCUGCUUCAGCAGUGAUGAUUGAGCCAUUUGUGAGAGAGAAUCUGAAAGCGUUAGGUAUUACACAGUCAGCAGACUGACCUGAGACCUAUGUAAAAGGAAAGCUGUUCCAACACACGGACUAUUUUUGUACUAGAAUUUGCUAACUUGUAAUAUGGAAUUUCCUUUGGCCGAUAAUCAGGAUUUCCCUAUAAGUCACUUGGACAUUGGUCACUUGUAGGAAAUUUAAACUCUAAUUAUGACAGCUACACUGAAAAAUAAUUGUACUGAAAUUAACUUGUCUAUCUUCAUUUGGUUUUAAUUUUUAAAUGUUUGUAAAAAGAGACUGUUUUGGGGGAAUGGGGCAAAGGGGUGGGCAAUUUCUUUUGUAAGUGUAAAAUAAAUGAACACACAUUGGAUACCAAA
Messenger RNA from Cebus imitator (Panamanian white-faced capuchin), 4060 nucleotides. Its product is annotated as protein HIRA. Gene Ontology annotation, biological process: chromatin remodeling; regulation of DNA-templated transcription; DNA-templated transcription. The coding region runs from base 259 to 3312 and encodes 1017 amino acids. The record is from RefSeq and is a predicted model, not a curated record. Gene Ontology annotation, molecular function: nucleosome binding; protein binding. Lineage: Eukaryota; Metazoa; Chordata; Mammalia; Primates; Cebidae. The transcript has 25 exons. Gene Ontology annotation, cellular component: HIR complex; nucleus.